CGUGCAGUGGUCGAGAACAGCAAACCCGUCAAAGGCGGUGGGUGCUACAGGUUUGUUUACUGAGUCGACACGAGGAGUGGUAGGCAGCCUUGGGCAGAAAUGCGGCACAGACGUCGACCAGAAGCGCUGUUCAAAGGCCGAGUGCGCGCUCUUCCUGAGGCUUUGUGGAACCGGGCGUGGGUGAAACAGUGGACGGGAUUUGGAGGUGGGAUGUGGGAAGUGGGAUAUAGAGUAGAUCGGCAGGGUAUGGCGGGGAUAGGUGCGGGUAGAAUGCCCCAGUCUUAUCCAGCGCACGGUCGGUGCUGUGCAGAGGGCAGAGUGAGCAAGGUCUCGUCUUUUCAACAGACUCCAGAGAGGAGAACUGGACACCUAAAGCGAAGACAGGAGGACCCAGACCGGAAGGCGGUCAGAGAAUAGAAGGAUGGUCGCUAGGCGCGGCUCGCCAAGAAGGUCGGGCGGCGAGCGAAUCAGGGCGCUGGACACAGGACCGGCGGGGCGCGGCAACCGAGCACGAAACGGCAAAAGAACAAGCGGCGACGAUGCG
Messenger RNA from Dothidotthia symphoricarpi CBS 119687, 544 nucleotides. RefSeq lists its product as uncharacterized. Lineage: Eukaryota; Fungi; Ascomycota; Dothideomycetes; Pleosporales; Dothidotthiaceae. The record is from RefSeq and is a predicted model, not a curated record. Bases 100 to 417 code for a protein of 105 amino acids. The transcript has a single exon.